UCGCUCUCUGAGUCAGUCAGUGUGAGGGAAGUAGUAGCUAGCUCUUGGCCCUUUUUUAUCCCGUGUAUACACAGCUGAUACCGACAGACUCAUGGCUUCCUCCGGAGCUCAAACUACACCUGCGGCACCAGUCUUGCAGAGAGGCAUUGUCAAGAUGGUCCUCUCUGGAUGUGCCAUUAUUGUCAGGGGUCAGCCUCGUGGCGGUCCACCUCCAGAAAGGCAGAUCCAUCUCAGCAAUAUCCGUGUGGGUGCUCUGGCCCGCAGGGCCGCUGUGUCCCAGCAGGAUUCAAAGGAUACUCCUGAUGAGCCCUGGGCAUUUCCAGCUCGCGAGUUCCUAAGGAAAAAGCUGAUUGGAAAGGAGGUUUGCUUCACUAUAGAGCACAAGGUCCAGCCGAGCAGAGAGUAUGGAAUGGUUUACCUGGGCAAAGACACAUCAGGAGAAAACAUUGCGGAGUCACUUGUUGCGGAAGGCCUGGCGACUCGUCGUGAAGGUGUUAGAGCCACAACUCCUGAGCAGAGUCGACUGGCUGAAUUAGAAGAGCAAGCUAGAACAGCAAAGAAAGGACAAUGGAGUGAAGGGACCGGUUCUCACACCAUCAGAGACCUCAAAUACACAAUUGAGAAUCCAAGACACUUUGUGGACUCCAUGCACCAGAAACCAGUAAAUGCUAUUAUUGAGCAUGUACGAGAUGGCAGCGUGGUCAGAGCUUUGCUGCUUCCGGAUUACUAUCUAGUGACGGUGAUGCUGUCUGGUGUAAAGUGUCCAACCUUUAAGCGUGAAGCAGAUGGGACGGAGACUCCAGAAGCUUUUGCGGCAGAGGCAAAGUUUUUCACAGAGUCGCGGUUGUUACAGAGAGAUGUACAGAUAAUCCUGGAGAGCAGCCACAACCAAAAUGUUUUGGGAACCAUCCUACAUCCCAAUGGAAACAUCACAGAGCUCUUGCUUAAGGAAGGCUUUGCCCGAUGUGUAGAUUGGUCUAUGGCAGUCUAUACUCAGGGGUCUGAGAAGCUGCGGGCUGCUGAACGGUUUGCCAAGGAACGCAAACUACGCAUCUGGAGAGAUUACGUGGCACCCACAGCAAAUCUUGACCAGAAGGAUAAGCAGUUUGUUGCAAAGGUCGUGCAGGUGUUAAAUGCAGAUGCCAUGGUGUUGAAGCUGAAUUCUGGAGAGUACAAAACAAUCCAUCUCUCAAGUAUCAGGCCGCCCAGACUGGAAGGAGAAGGAAGCCAGGACAAGAACAAGAGGCUCCGCCCCCUUUAUGACAUUCCUUACAUGUUUGAGGCUAGAGAAUUUCUCCGCAAGAAACUCAUUGGUAAAAAGGUGAACGUGAAUGUAGAUUACAUCAGAUCAGCAAGUGCUGCAACAGACACAGUCCCAGCGUUUUCAGAGCGUACCUGCGCCACUGUCACCAUCGGAGGAAUAAACAUCGCAGAAGCCUUAGUGAGCAAAGGUCUGGCCACAGUGAUCCGUUAUCGGCAGGAUGAUGACCAGAGAUCUUCCCACUAUGAUGAGCUGCUGGCAGCGGAAGCAAGAGCCAUCAAGAAUGCAAAAGGUCUUCACAGCAAGAAGGAAGUUCCAAUCCACAGAGUGGCUGACAUCUCAGGGGACACUCAAAAGGCAAAACAGUUUCUACCCUUCCUGCAGAGAGCCGGGCGAUCUGAAGCCAUCGUUGAAUACGUAUUUAGUGGGUCCAGACUCAAGCUUUACAUGCCAAAGGAAACCUGCCUUAUCACCUUUCUCUUGGCUGGUAUUGAGUGUCCAAGAGGGCCCAGGAACAUGCCCAGUGGGGUUCAAGAAGGUGAGCCGUUCAGUAAUGAAGCAACCCUGUUCACCAAGGAGCUUGUACUGCAACGAGAGGUGGAGGUGGAAGUGGAAGCCAUGGACAAGGCUGGAAACUUCAUUGGAUGGCUUCAUGUGGAUGGCGUCAACAUGUCUGUAGCCUUGGUGGAGCAUGCACUGUCCAAGGUUCAUUUUACUGCAGAGCGCAGCAACUAUUACAAGACCCUUCUGUCUGCAGAAGAAGGUCCUAAGCAGAGAAAAGAAAAGGUCUGGUCUACAUUUGAGGAGCAGCCGGUUGAAGAAGUAGUCACGGUGGUGGAAGAGAAAGAGAGAAUUGUAAAUUACAAGCCUGUGCUUGUGACCGAGAUAAUGGAUGAUCUGCAUUUUUAUGUCCAGGACGUAGAGACAGGCACACAGCUAGAGAAGUUGAUGGAGGGCAUGAGGAGUGAAAUCGCCAGCAACCCCCCACUGGAAGGAUCGUUCUCACCACGUCGUGGAGAAUACUGCAUUGCCAAAUUUGUGGAUGGAGAAUGGUACAGAGCUCGUGUGGAAAAAGUAGAAUCUGCUGCCAAAGUCCAUGUCCUCUAUAUUGAUUAUGGGAAUAGAGAAGUCCUGCCCUCUACCCGCUUGGGCCCUAUGCCUCCGUCUUACAGUGUACGCAUUCUUCCUGCGCAGGCCAUAGAGUACUGCUUUGCAUUCAUCCAGGUGCCCCAGGAUGAGGAUGCCCGUGCAGAUGUGGUGGAUAGCGUAGUGCGUGACAUUCAGAACACCCAGUGUCUGCUAAACGUGGAGUUCACUGGCGCCAAGUGCCCACAUGUCACCUUGCAGUUUGCAGACUCAAAGGAAGAUGUGGGUCUUGGGCUGGUGAAAGAGGGUCUGGUGAUGGUGGAAGUGCGCAAGGAGAAGCAGUUCCAGAAAGUGAUCCCAGAAUAUCUGAGUGCUCAGGAGUCUGCAAAGGCAGCUCGGUUGAACCUUUGGCGUUACGGAGAUUUCCGUGCCGACGAUGCUGAUGAAUUUGGCUACAACCGCUAGGGAGAAGAAUGCUGCUCCAAAGAUGACAGAGACCCCAACCGCUUUCCCGAAUUACCUGCUGCCAUUCAGUCACCCAUGACCCACCUCUAGCCUUCCCAAACAGCCCCCUAUAUGAUCUGGAAGCCUGAGAGGUGCUGCAAGAGAACUUCAGUAUUGGUGGUGGGGGCUUAGAUAAUCCUGGACCAUGUAAGGCCAACAAUUUGGUAUUUGCAUCACAUAAUUUACAACUAUCUUGCAAUUCAUCAAUCUACAGAGUACAACAUCAGUUGCUUUUUUAUUUUAACAAACAUCAGCCACGGCUGAAUUUUGGUUUUAUAAUGGCUUCUUGUGGUUUCAGUCCUUUGUCCUUAAACUUUGUUCUAACGGUUAAUUGUCAUGGUUUUAUCUGUCCAUUUAAUUGAAUAAUCAUGAAUUGUUUUCCCCAAGUCCUGGGUCAUAUGUUUUGUCUUGUGUAUUUAAUGGAUCAAUAAAGUUCAGCAUUCUGAUUUACCA
This is a messenger RNA of Spea bombifrons (plains spadefoot toad), 3304 nucleotides long. RefSeq names its product staphylococcal nuclease and tudor domain containing 1 (gene SND1). Bases 92 to 2812 code for a protein of 906 amino acids. Gene Ontology annotation, biological process: mRNA catabolic process; regulatory ncRNA-mediated gene silencing. Gene Ontology annotation, cellular component: nucleus; cytosol; RISC complex. The record is from RefSeq and is a predicted model, not a curated record. The transcript is spliced from 24 exons. Gene Ontology annotation, molecular function: RNA binding; nuclease activity. Lineage: Eukaryota; Metazoa; Chordata; Amphibia; Anura; Pelobatidae.